UCCGUCCGGCUUCUCAUGCCCCCUGUGUGUGCGUGCUUUUGCAGCUCCGUGGACACGAGCAUCCUCAACGAGAAGCACCAGGCGCCCAUCCACCUCGCCACCGAGCUCAACAAUGUCAAAGCGCUGGAGGCCAUGGGCCGGCACAAGGACAAGGUGGACGCCAUGCUGGGCGGCGAGCACGGCCGAACGGCGCUGCACAUCGCCGCCAUCUACGACCACGACCAGUGCGCCCGGGUGCUGAUCUCCAACUUCUCGGCGUGCCGGCGGAAGGCGUGCGCCAACGGCUUCUACCCGAUCCACGAGGCGGCCAAGAACGCCUCGUCGCGCACCAUGGAGGUGAUCCUGCAGUGGGGCGAGACCAACUGCAUGUACACGCGCGAGGAGAUGAUGUCGCUGUACGACGCGGAGGGCAACGUGCCGCUGCACUCGGCCGUGCACGGCGGCGACAUCAAGGCCGUGGAGCUGUGCCUGCGGUCGGGCGCGCGCAUCAGCACGCAGCAGCACGACCUGAGCACGCCCGUGCACCUGGCGUGCGCGCAGGGCGCCGGCGACAUCGUGCGCCUCAUGUUCAGCAUGCAGCCGCAGGAGAAGGCGCAGUGCCUGGCCUCGUGCGACGCGCAGAAGAUGACGCCCCUCCACUGCGCCGCCAUGUUCGACCACCCGGACAUCGCCGAGUACCUGGCCGCCGAGGGCACCGACGUGAACGCCAAGGACAAGGAGAGCCGCACGCCGCUGCUGCUGGCCGCGUCCAGGGGCGGCUGGCGCACCGUGAUCGCCCUCAUCCGCCUGGGCGCCAACAUCCGCGUCAAGGACAGCAACUCGCGCAACGUGCUGCACCUCGUCGUCAUGAACGGCGGCCGCCUCGACGAGCUCGCCGCCACCGUCGUCAAUCAGGCCAAGGCGCAGAAGGACCUGCACGAACUGCUCAACGAGAAGGACUCGACGGGCUGCUCGCCGCUGCACUACGCCUCCAGGGAGGGGCACAUCCGGUCGCUGGAGAACCUCAUCCGCCUUGGUGCCUGCAUCAACCUCAAGAAUCACAAUAACGAGAGCCCCCUGCACUUUGCGGCCAGGUUCGGCCGAUACAACACGGUGCGGCAGCUGCUGGAUUCGGAGAAGGGCUCUUUCAUCAUCAAUGAGAGCGACGGCGAGGGGCUGACCCCCCUGCACAUCGCCAGCCAGCAGGGACACACGCGGGUCGUGCAACUGCUGCUCAACAGGGGUGCCCUGCUGCACCGCGACCACAUGGGGCGCAACCCGCUGCACCUGGCCGCCAUGUCCGGCUACACGCAGACCAUGGAGCUACUGCAGAGCGUCCACAGCCACCUGCUGGACCAGCUGGACAAGGAUGGCAACACCGCUCUCCACCUGGCGACCAUGGAGAACAAGCCCAACUCGAUACAGCUGCUCCUCUCCAUGAACUGCAAGCUGCUGUACAACUACCGCGAGCUGAGCGCCAUCGACUAUGCCAUCUACUACAAGUACCCAGAGGCGGCCCUCGCCAUGGUCACCCACGACGAGAGGGCCCAGGAGGUGCUCGAGCUCAAGUCCGACAAGCACCCCUGUGUGACGCUGGCGCUGAUCGCCGCCAUGCCCCGGGUCUUUGAGUCCGUGCAGGACAAGUGCAUCACCAAAGCCAACUGCAAGAAGGACUCCAAGUCGUUCUAUAUCAAGUACAACUUCGACUGCCUGCGCUGUCCGCCCACCGCCCCGGCCGAGGGUGGGCACCACGGGGAGGGUCUGCUCCAAUCCCAGCAGCCGCUGCCACUGCCCGCGCUCAAUGUAAGUCGAGUGUUCAGUACGCCUGGAGCCCCGCGGCUGCUGUCGCUGCCACUGGAGCACUCCCUGGAGCAGGAAGGAGCACAGUCGAUCAAGUACGACUUCUUCCCGUACAAAUUGUCCCAAAGAAAAGUGGCUAUGCGCCGCAAGGAGCUGGCCAACCCGCGCUGGAACCCCGAGCCCCUCAAAACCAUCAACGCUAUGGUAGUGCACGGGCGCGUCGAGCUGCUGGCGCACCCGCUCUCGCAGAAGUACCUCCAGAUGAAGUGGCACUCGUACGGGAAGUACUUCCACCUCACCAACCUGCUGCUCUACUCCAUCUUCCUGCUGUUCGUCACGUGCUUCUCGACCGAGCUCAUGUGCUUCAUGCACGAGCACGACCGGAACAAGGCGGCCAACUUGACGCAGGUCGACGUGACCGACGACCCGAUCAUGGAGGAAGAGACUGGCUUUCAAUCUGACCGGCGCAGGCACGGCAGGCUCGACGGCCUGGAGAUACGCGCCGCCCCGAUGCCCCCGAUGCCGCUGUGGGAGAUGGACGACAUGAACCGCUUCGCCGGCACGCCGCUCAUGUACGCGUGCUCCGUCAUCAUCCUCAUCUACGUGGUGAUCAACACGAUCCGCGAGCUGCUGCAGCUGUACCAGCAGCGCGGCGCCUACCUGCUGGACGCGAGCAACCUGGUGCCCUGGCUGCUCUACUCGUCGGCCGCCUUCACCGUCCUGCCCAUGUUCGCGGGCGUGCUCCGCGAGCAGCAGGUGUCCUUCGCGUCCCUCAUGGUGUUCCUCGCCUGGUUCAACCUCCUGCUCUUUCUUCAGCGGUUUGACCGAGUGGGGAUUUACGUCGUCAUGUUUUUGGAGAUUCUCCAGACCCUCAUCAAAGUCCUGCUCAUAUUCUCCAUACUUAUCAUAGCUUUCGGCCUGGCUUUCUACAUCCUCCUUUCUCGGGGGAACCACCUGUCGUUCAACAACGUGCCCAUGUCGCUCAUCCGCAUCUUCUCUAUGAUGCUGGGGGAGAUCGACUUCCUGGGGACGUACGUGCAACCCUUCAACCUGAUCCAGGACGCGGAGCAGCGCUGGCUGCCGCUGCCGCUCACCACGUUCCUGGUGUUGGGCAUGUUCAUGGUCAUCAUGCCCAUCCUCCUCAUGAACCUGCUCAUCGGUUUGGCAGUCGGUGACAUCGAGAGUGUGCGCAGGAACGCCCAGCUCAAGCGACUCGCCAUGCAGGUCGUGCUUCACACAGAACUAGAAAGGAAACUGCCCCACUUUAUGCUAGAGAAAGUUGAUAAGAUGGAGUUAAUUGAGUAUCCUAACAAUGAAUGCAGCAGGAUAGGUAUUAUUGAUACCCUGUUCCGGAAAUGGUUCUGCAACCCCUUCAACGAUGAUGAAAUGGAUUCAAUCACGGACGGCCCAGAGGACAUUUUUAGUGAAGAACUAAUGAAAACAAAACAGAAGCUGAAGGAGAUAACUACAGCUCUGGAGACGCAGCACAUGCUCCUGCGCUUGGUAGUCCAGAAAAUGGAGAUCAAAACAGAAGCCGAUGACGUGGACGAGGGUGUUUCAUCGAAGGACUUAAAACCUCUUUCAGGGGGCAAUUCAAAGUGGACUUCCCCGAGGGUUAGGAAGAAACUGCGGGCAGUUGGAAGAAGCUACAGCAAGUCCUCUUCAAUGUAGACUGAGGCAGCAAAUUAUUUUUGGAGUGUUGUGUAGAGUGUGUUUCUGUUUUUUUAAUCGUUCUGUGUUUUACCAUGGUGUUUUACACAAAAUCAAUGUAUUUAUUUAUUUAAAAUAGGCUAAGUUAAAUGCAACGUUCAGAAAGACUGUUUAAAUUACAUAUUGAGUUAUUGACAAACGAAAAAGGUGUUUACUCUCCUGGUGAGUGUAAGUUGGCCCACAAACAAUUAGUCACAAACACGACUUUUAUUAUUAUUCAAAACCAAAACUAUGAUAAUAAGAACUAUUUUUCACACAAUAGAUUAGGAGACAGUAAGAAAAGAAGACAGCAAUUUUUAUUUAGUGUUAUUCCCAACUAUUUCUGAUAAGAAAACAUGUGUGCAAGGCAAUGGCUCUAGGCCCUAUCAUUAACUGUCUUACAGUAUUACUUUCUAAUUGAAAUAAAAACUUAUCACUCAAAAGCG
Frankliniella occidentalis (western flower thrips) is the source of this 3914-nucleotide messenger RNA. It is a transcript of the gene TrpA1, whose product is annotated as transient receptor potential cation channel subfamily A member 1. Bases 16 to 3450 code for a protein of 1144 amino acids. Gene Ontology annotation, cellular component: membrane. NCBI's taxonomy places the organism in Eukaryota, Metazoa, Arthropoda, Insecta, Thysanoptera, Thripidae. Gene Ontology annotation, molecular function: monoatomic ion channel activity; protein binding. The transcript has 18 exons. The record is from RefSeq and is a predicted model, not a curated record. Gene Ontology annotation, biological process: monoatomic ion transport; transmembrane transport.